Sorex araneus (European shrew) is the source of this 13752-nucleotide messenger RNA. It is a transcript of the gene EPPK1, whose product is annotated as epiplakin 1. The record is from RefSeq and is a predicted model, not a curated record. Gene Ontology annotation, cellular component: cytoplasm; membrane; cell junction. Gene Ontology annotation, biological process: intermediate filament bundle assembly; wound healing. The coding region runs from base 1 to 13752 and encodes 4583 amino acids. Gene Ontology annotation, molecular function: keratin filament binding; structural molecule activity. NCBI's taxonomy places the organism in Eukaryota, Metazoa, Chordata, Mammalia, Eulipotyphla, Soricidae. The transcript has 5 exons.
AUGAACGGCCACACAGCCUCUCCUCUGGACUCACCCGUUCGCAGCGGCAUGGAGCCAGCUCUCAUCCCCCCAGCCACGAAGACUGUGCCAGGAGCAGAGCCCCAGGCUGUGACUACACAGGCCAGGAGCAUCGCAGGGGUGUAUGUGGAGGCUUCAGGCCAGGUUCUGGGUGUCUACGCCGCCAUGAAACAGAACCUCCUGCCGGCUGGGCUGGGGCUGGCUCUGCUGGAGGCUCAGGCGGCUACCGGGGGCCUGGUGGAACCCACCCAAGGCCGGCUGCUCACUGUGGCUGAGGCUCUGAGGCAAGGUCUAGUGGGCCUGGAGCUGAAGGAGAAGCUGCUAGUUGCUGAGCGUGCCGUCACUGGCUAUCCUGACCCCUAUGGAGGCGAAAAGCUGGCCCUCUUCCAGGCCAUUGGGAAGGAGGUGGUGGACCCUCCUCUGGGGAAAGGUUGGCUGCAGGCCCAACUGGCCACUGGGGGCCUAGUGGACCCUGUCCAGAGCAUCCGUGUAGCCCCAGAGCUGGCCUGCCAACAGGGCCUUCUGGACCAGGGCACGUGGCAGAAUCUGCUGUCGGGUAAGCCUGGCCAGGAGGCCCCAGGCUUCCUCGACCCCAACAGCCUGGAGCAGCUGCCUUACCCAGAGCUCCUGGGCAGGUGCGUGCGGGACUCCCGCUCAGGGCUGGCCUUGCUGCCCCUAAAGAUCACUUUCCGCACCCUGAGUGGGUCAGUGAGCCUGGCUGAGCUUCUGGAAGCUGAAGUUGUAGAUGAGGAGAUAGCCCGAGGCCUGCAGGAGGGCAGGCUGUCCACAAUAGAGGUGGGCAACCGAGCCGAGGUCCGGUGUUUCCUGCAGGGCUCCGGGGGCCUGGCAGGGGUUGUGCUGCUGCCCGCUGGCCAGAAGAAAAGUUUCUCCCAGGCGGUGGCCGAGCGCCUGCUCCCCGCAGGUGCAGCUCUCUGGCUCCUGGAGGCCCAGGCGGCCACCUGUACACUGGUGGACCCGGCCAGCGGCCAGCGGCUGAGUGUGGCGGAGGCUGUGCGAGCAGGCCUGGUUGGCCCAGAGCUCCACAUGCAGCUCCUGGUGGCAGAGGAGGCAGUGACUGGGUACCACGACCCCUUCAGUGGCUCUCGUAUUCCGCUUUUUCAGGCCAUGAAGAAGGAGCUAGUGGCCAAGCCCCUGGCGCUGCGACUCCUGGAUGCGCAGCUGGCCACGGGUGGUCUGGUGUGCCCUGCCCGCAGGCUCCGGCUUCCCCUGGAGGUUGCUGUGCGCUUUGGCUGCCUGGAUGAGGAGACACGUGAGCUUCUCUCACAGGCCUCCGGCUUCCUGGACCCCAGCACCCAGGAGAGCCUGGGCUACAGGCAGCUUCUGGCCCGCAGUGUCACUGACCCCGAGACAGGCCUGGCCUUCCUGCCCCUCUCAGGGGGUACCCUGGGAAAUGAGCCCCUGGGACCCCCAUUCAUUGAGCACAGCACCCGACAGGCCUUGCUUUCAGCCAAGGCCACUGUUCCCACAGGCAAAUUCCAGGGUCAGUGUGUGUCUCUCUGGGAGCUACUCUUCUCUGAGGCCAUCCCAGCACUACAGAGGGCAGCACUGGCCCAGCAAUACAAGGAAGGGGUCCUGUCCAUGGAGGUGCUAGCCACCACGCUCAGGACCACCAUAGAGCAGGCUGCUGCCACCACAAGAGUCACCUUCCCUGGGCUGCGGGUGGCAGUGACCCCCAAAGAACUGCUGCAGGCGGAGAUCAUCGGCCAAGACAUGUACGAGCAGCUGGAACGCGGCCAGGCCACAGCACAGGACGUGGGCAGCCUGGACUCAGUGCACAGGUACCUGCAGGGCACAGGCUGCAUCGCUGGCCUGCUGUUGCUGAGCUCCCAGGAGCGUCUCAGCAUCUACGAGGCCCGCAAGAAGGGCAUCCUGCGGCCAGGCACUGCCCUUAUCCUACUGGAGGCCCAGGCCGCCACCGGCUUCAUCAUCGACCCCAAAGCAAACAGGCGCUUCUCUGUGCAUGAGGCGCUACGGGCAGGUGUGGUCGGGCCUGAUGUGUUCUCGAAGCUGCUGUCGGCCGAGCGCGCCGUCACCGGCUACACCGACCCCUACACCGGCGAGCAGAUCUCCCUCUUCCAGGCCAUGAAGAAGGAGCUGAUCGUGCACGACCACGGCAUCCGCCUGCUGGAGGCCCAGAUCGCCACGGGCGGCAUCGUGGACCCCGUGCACAGCCACCGCGUGCCCGUGGACGUGGCCUACCAGCGCGGCUACUUCGACGAGGAGAUGAGCCGCGUGCUGGCAGACCCGGGCGACGACACCAAGGGCUUCUUCGACCCCAACACGCAUGAGAAUCUCACGUACCUGCAGCUGCUGGAGCGCUGCGUGCGCGACCCCGACACGGGGCUGUUCCUGCUGCCGCUAGGUACUGCCCAGCCCCAGCUGGUGGACAGUGCCACCCGUCAGGCCUUCCAGAACCUGCUGGUGCAGGUGAAGUACGGGCGGUUCCGGGACCAGCAGGUGUCCGCGUGGGAGCUGGUCAACUCAGAGUACUUUAGCGAGAGCCGACGCCGGCAGCUGCUGCAGAGUUUCCGGCGGCACCAGGUCUCACUACAGCAGCUGGCACAGCAGCUGGAGAGAGAGAUGGGCAGGUGGGCAGACAUCAGGCUCCCUACACUGCGAGGCCAGAUCACUGUCUACCAGCUCCUGGAGUCCCACAUCAUCGACCAGGAGCUCCUGGAGCAGGUCCUAGCAGGGGAGGUCAACCCCGAGGCCCUGUUGCACAAGGAGACUGUCCGCAGAUACCUGCAGGGAUUGGGUGCCGUAGCAGGGGUACUCCUGCAGCCCUCCAACCGGCAGCUCAACCUGUACCAGGCUAUGAAGCAGAAGGUUCUGGGACCUGGUGUCGCCCUGGCACUCUUGGAGGCCCAGGCAGCUACCGGGGCCAUGUUGGACCCCCACAGUCCCAGUGGCCUGUCUGUGCAGGAAGCUGUGCGCAGGAAGCUGGUGGGGCCUGAACUGUAUGGCCAGCUGCAGCGUGCUGAAGAUGCCGUCACAGGACUCAGAGACCCCUUCUCAGAGAAGCAGGUGUCCCUGUUUCAGGCCAUGAAGAAGGGUCUUAUCCCCAAGGAGCAGGCUACCCGCCUCCUGGAGGCCCAAGUGGCCACAGGCGGGGUCAUUGACCCUACUGGCCACCACCACCUCCCCACAUCCCUGGCUAUCCAGAGGGGCUACAUUGACCCAGAAAUGGAUGCAGCUCUGCGCAGCUCUGCUGAGACCUUCCCCACGCUGGAUGGCCGGGGGUAUACCAGCUAUGCUCACCUCUUGCAACAGUGCGUGAGGGAUGAGGCCUCAGGCCUGCAACUCCUGCCCCUGUCAGAGGCCACCCCCGCACUGCCCACGGACCAGCAGGUGCAGGCUGCCCUGCAGGCCACACCAGCCUCUGAGGAUGGUGUAUCACUCUGGGAGCUGCUGGGCUCUGGACACUUCACUGAGGAGCAGCGCAGGGCAUUUGUGGAGGAGUUUAGGGUGGGCAAGAGCAGCAUGGAGCAGCUACUGGACACCGUGCGCAAGUGGGUGCAGGCAGCAGAGCUCCUGGCACGGGCCCGUGUCACGGUGCCUGGCCCACGGGGCCCGGUGCCUGCUGUCUGGCUGCUGGAUGCUGGCGUCAUCACCCAGGACACUCUGGCAGUGCUGGCUGAGGGCAGGCAGUCCCCUGAGGAGGUUGCUGAGCUGCCCGAGGUGAAGGCGAGUCUGUGGGGCACAGGCUGUGUGGCUGGGGUGCUGCUACAGCCCUCAGGGACCAAAGUGACCAUAGCCCAGGCCAUGAGGAAUGGUCUCUUGCCUGAGGGCCUUGGCCGCAGACUGCUGGAGGCCCAGGUGGCAGCAGGUGCCCUUAUUAAUCCUCUGACCAGCCAGAGGUUGUCGGUGGAAGGUGCAGUCAGGGCCGGCCUGGUGAGCGGGCAGCUCGGCGAGCAGCUCCAGCAGACUGAGAGAGCCGUGUCUGGGUACGUGGACCCUGUCUCAGGGACCCCCCUAUCAUUGUGGCAGGCUGUGGAGAAGGGGCUUGUGCCCCGGAGUGAGGGCCUCCCCCUCCUGCAGGUGCAGCUGGCCACCGGGGGUGUGAUGGACCCCAUCCACGGGGUACACUUGCCUCAGGAGGCAGCCUGCAGACUUGGCUUCCUGGAUGGGCCCACAAGCCAGACGCUGACCUCAGAGGACAAAGACAGCAAAUUCUUCUUUGACCCCAACACCCGGGACAUGCUGACAUACCAGCAGCUCAGGGAGCGUUGCAUCCUGGACAAUGCCACAGGUCUGAGACUGCUGUCGCUAGCCGAGGACACAGCCCUGGAAGUGGACGAGCAUACAGCAGUGGCACUGAGGGCGAUGAAGGUGCCGGUCAGCGCAGGCCGGUUCCAGGGGCACAGCGUGUCUCUCUGGGACCUGCUGCACUCGGAGUAUGUGGUGCCCAGUAAGCGGCGGGAGCUGGCAGCACUCUGUCAGUCAGGCAGGGCUACGGCACUGCGUCAAGCCGGCAAUGCCCUCAUAGCUCUGGUGGAGGCAGCUGACAGCCACCCGGUGCAGACCACCUUCAAAGGCCUCCGGAAGCAAGUGUCAGCCCAUGACCUUUUUCAGUCCCAGCUAAUUGACAAGAAGACAUUAGAUGAGCUAAGUCGGGGGAUGAGAACUGUGCAGGAGGUGACAGAGAUGGACAGUGUGAAACGCUUCCUGGAGGGCUGCAAUUUCAUCGCUGGGGUCAUUGUGCAGAGCACCCAGGAGAAGAUGAGCAUCUCAGAGGCCCUGCGGAGGCACCUCCUGCGGCCGGGCACAGCUCUGGUGCUACUGGAGGCCCAGGCUGCCACUGGUUUUCUCAUCGACCCUGUGCACAACCGCAGGCUCACCGUGCAAGAUGCCUUUGCCCAAGGGCUGUUUGGGAAGGAGACCUACCAGAAGCUGCUGUCUGCUGAGCGUGCCGUCACCGGCUACACCGACCCCUACACCGGCGAGCAGAUCUCCCUCUUCCAGGCCAUGAAGAAGGAGCUAAUUGUGCGUGACCACGGCAUCCGCCUGCUGGAGGCCCAGAUCGCCACAGGCGGCAUCAUCGACCCUGUUCACAGCCACCGCGUGCCCGUGGACGUGGCCUACCAGCGCGGCUACUUCGACGAGGAGAUGAGCCGCGUGCUGGCAGACCCGGGCGACGAUACCAAGGGCUUCUUCGACCCCAACACCCACGAGAACCUCACGUACCUGCAGCUGUUGGAGCGCUGUGUGCAAGACCCCGACACGGGGCUGUUCCUGCUGCAGGUGGUGAAGAAGGGAGAAGAGUACAUAUAUAUCGAUGACGCCACCAGGCAGGCGCUGCAGGCUGCACAUACAACAGUCCACAUGGGCAGGUUUGCCCAGCAGACAGUGUCCAUCUGGGAACUGCUGUCCUCUCCCUACUUCACUGAGGAACAGAAGCGAGGGCUCGCUUGGGACUACAAAGCCCACAGACUGAGCCUGGAGCAGCUGCUCAAGACCAUCGUGGCAACCAUAGAGGAAACAGAAAGGAAGAGCAGUGUCAUCAAGGUGGCAGGCACAGGUGGGGAGGUGACUGCUGCCCAGCUCUUCAACUCAGGGAUCAUUGAUAAGAAGGCCCUGGACGCCCUGCAUGCAGGGACCAGUGAGCAGCAGGACCUCAGCCAGCAGGCCCAGGUGAAGACCUAUCUGGAAGGCAGCGGCUGCAUUGCUGGGGUGACUGCACCCUCUACCCAGGAGGUGUUGAGCUUCUGUGAGGCUUGCAGGAAAGGACUCAUCCCUGCAGGGCUGGCAGUCCAGAUGCUGGAGGCUCAGGCAGCCACAGGUUUCCUGCUGGACCCCCACAGCCACCAGAAGCUGUCCGUGGAUGAGGCUGUGGCUAAGGGCCUAGUGGAUGAGGAGCUACGAGAGAGACUCCUGAAUGCAGGAAAAGCGGCCCAGGGCUUCGAGGACCCGGCCACGGGAGACAGACUCUCCCUGUUGCAGGCCAUGCAGAAGAAGCUGGUCAAGAGGGAGGAUGCACUCAGGCUGCUGGAGGUGCAGGUGGCCACAGGGGGUGCAGUAGACCCUUGGCACCACCACCGACUACCACUGGACAUGGCCUACAGACAUGGCUGUCUGAGCCAGGACACAUACAUACUGGUGGCUGACAAAAGACACAUGAAGAGACGCUUUCUGGACCCCAACACACAGCAGAAGGUGACCUAUCAGGAGCUUCAGGAGAGGUGCCACCGGGAUGAGAAAACAGGGUGGACACUGCUGCCACUUGACCCAGGGGCAGGGGAUAGCAAGUACAUUGAUGAGGCGACCAGAAGGGCACUGGAGGCUGAGCAUGUGGAUGUGCAGGUGGGGAGGUACCGGGGCCAGAGGCCAUCGGUGUGGGAGCUGCUGAACUCAGAGUACGUGACAGAGAAAGAGAAGAUUGAGCUGGUGAAGCAGUACAAAGAGGACACAAAAAACGCCCUAAGAAAGGUGGUGCAAGUGAUAUACACGAUGAUUGAGGACAGGGAGAAGAGGAACAAGACACAGUGGUUCAGAGGUCUCCGUAAGCAGGUCAGCGCCACAGAGCUGUGCCAGUCCAGGAUAAUCUCAAAGGAUAUACUCCAGGCACUGGAUGAAGGUAGUUGUACCGUUCAGGAUGUCCAGAAAGAAAAGUGUGUUCAACGCUACCUGGAGGGCGAGAGCUGCAUCGCGGGCGUGCUGGUGCCCGCCAGGGACCGGCCCGGGCAGCAGGAGAAGAUGAGCAUCUACCAGGCCAUGUGGAAGGGCGUCCUGCGGCCCGGCACGGCCCUGGUGCUGCUGGAGGCCCAGGCCGCCACCGGCUUCAUCAUCGACCCCGUGCACGACCGCCGGCUCUCGGUGGAGGAGGCCGUGGCCGCGGGCGUGGUGGGCGGCGAGAUCCGAGACAAGCUGCUGUCGGCCGAGCGCGCCGUCACCGGCUACACCGACCCCUACACCGGCGAGCAGAUCUCCCUCUUCCAGGCCAUGAAGAAGGAGCUGAUCGUGCACGACCACGGCAUCCGCCUGCUGGAGGCCCAGAUCGCCACGGGCGGCAUCGUGGACCCCGUGCACAGCCACCGCGUGCCCGUGGACGUGGCCUACCAGCGCGGCUACUUCGACGAGGAGAUGAGCCGCGUGCUGGCGGACCCGGGCGACGACACCAAGGGCUUCUUCGACCCCAACACGCACGAGAACCUCACGUACCUGCAGCUGCUGCGGCGCUGCGUGCGCGACCCCGACACGGGACUGUACAUGCUGCAGCUGGCCGGCCCGCGCUCGGCCCUGCACCAGCUGAGCGAGGAGCUGCGCGCCGCCCUGCGCCAGGCGCGUGUGGCCGUGGGCGCGGGCUCCCUGCGGGGCCAGAGCCUGUCGGUCUGGGAGCUCCUCUUCUACCGAGAGGUGUCCGAGGACCUGCGGCAGGAGCUGCUCCGGGGCUUCCGGGCGGGCACCCUCAGCGUGCAGGACGUGGGGGCCUCCCUGGCCUCGCAGCUGGCCCGGGCCGAGGAGGGGCGCGGCGCGCGCCCGGCACCGGCAGACCCCCGCGAGUCGCUGCGCGCCGCCACCAUGGAGGUGAGGGUGGGCCGGCUGCGCGGGCCGGCGGUGCCCGUGUGGGACGUGCUGGCGUCCGGCUACCUGAGCGGGCCCACGCGAGAGCAGCUGCUGGCCCAGUUCGGGGCGGGGAGCCUGGGCCUGUCCGCGCUGACACGCCGGCUGACCACCAUCAUCGAGGAGGCCGAGGAGGCCGAGGAGCAGGCCCGGGCCCGGGCCUCGGAGGAGACGGCCAGGCACCGCGGGGACCGGCUCCGGCCGGACGAGGCCCCCCGCGGUCCCGAGGCGCACGCCAACGGCGACCCGGAGCCCUCCCGGGCCGACGGCGCUGGUGAUGGUGAUGCCGAUGACGAAGCCGCCGCCGCCGCCGCCCGGCGCCGCCAGGAGCAGGCCCUGCGUGCCGCCACCAUGCACGUGCACGUCGGGCAGUUCCAGGGGCAGGUGGUGGCGCUGUGGGACGUCCUGUGCUCCUCCUACGUGAGCCCGGCGCGCCGCGACGACCUGCUGGCCCAGCACGCGGCCGGAGCCCUGGCCCUGCCCGCCCUGGAGGCCGUCCUCUCGCAGCUCAUCGAGGAGGCGGAGGAGAGGCUGAGCCAGGUGCGCUUCCGCGGCCUGCGGCGCCAGGUGUCCGCCAGCCAGCUGGGCAAGUCGGGCAUCCUGGACGCGGACACCCUGCGCGGCCUGGCCCAGGGCACCAAGAGCCUGCGGGAGGUGACCGAGAUGGACUCGGUGCGGCGCUACCUGGAGGGCGAGAGCUGCAUCGCGGGCGUGCUGGUGCCCGCCAGGGACCGGCCCGGGCAGCAGGAGAAGAUGAGCAUCUACCAGGCCAUGUGGAAGGGCGUCCUGCGGCCCGGCACGGCCCUGGUGCUGCUGGAGGCCCAGGCCGCCACCGGCUUCAUCAUCGACCCCGUGCACGACCGCCGGCUCUCGGUGGAGGAGGCCGUGGCCGCGGGCGUGGUGGGCGGCGAGAUCCGAGACAAGCUGCUGUCGGCCGAGCGCGCCGUCACCGGCUACACCGACCCCUACACCGGCGAGCAGAUCUCCCUCUUCCAGGCCAUGAAGAAGGAGCUGAUCGUGCACGACCACGGCAUCCGCCUGCUGGAGGCCCAGAUCGCCACGGGCGGCAUCGUGGACCCCGUGCACAGCCACCGCGUGCCCGUGGACGUGGCCUACCAGCGCGGCUACUUCGACGAGGAGAUGAGCCGCGUGCUGGCGGACCCGGGCGACGACACCAAGGGCUUCUUCGACCCCAACACGCACGAGAACCUCACGUACCUGCAGCUGCUGCGGCGCUGCGUGCGCGACCCCGACACGGGACUGUACAUGCUGCAGCUGGCCGGCCCGCGCUCGGCCCUGCACCAGCUGAGCGAGGAGCUGCGCGCCGCCCUGCGCCAGGCGCGUGUGGCCGUGGGCGCGGGCUCCCUGCGGGGCCAGAGCCUGUCGGUCUGGGAGCUCCUCUUCUACCGAGAGGUGUCCGAGGACCUGCGGCAGGAGCUGCUCCGGGGCUUCCGGGCGGGCACCCUCAGCGUGCAGGACGUGGGGGCCUCCCUGGCCUCGCAGCUGGCCCGGGCCGAGGAGGGGCGCGGCGCGCGCCCGGCACCGGCAGACCCCCGCGAGUCGCUGCGCGCCGCCACCAUGGAGGUGAGGGUGGGCCGGCUGCGCGGGCCGGCGGUGCCCGUGUGGGACGUGCUGGCGUCCGGCUACCUGAGCGGGCCCACGCGAGAGCAGCUGCUGGCCCAGUUCGGGGCGGGGAGCCUGGGCCUGUCCGCGCUGACACGCCGGCUGACCACCAUCAUCGAGGAGGCCGAGGAGGCCGAGGAGCAGGCCCGGGCCCGGGCCUCGGAGGAGACGGCCAGGCACCGCGGGGACCGGCUCCGGCCGGACGAGGCCCCCCGCGGUCCCGAGGCGCACGCCAACGGCGACCCGGAGCCCUCCCGGGCCGACGGCGCUGGUGAUGGUGAUGCCGAUGACGAAGCCGCCGCCGCCGCCGCCCGGCGCCGCCAGGAGCAGGCCCUGCGUGCCGCCACCAUGCACGUGCACGUCGGGCAGUUCCAGGGGCAGGUGGUGGCGCUGUGGGACGUCCUGUGCUCCUCCUACGUGAGCCCGGCGCGCCGCGACGACCUGCUGGCCCAGCACGCGGCCGGAGCCCUGGCCCUGCCCGCCCUGGAGGCCGUCCUCUCGCAGCUCAUCGAGGAGGCGGAGGAGAGGCUGAGCCAGGUGCGCUUCCGCGGCCUGCGGCGCCAGGUGUCCGCCAGCCAGCUGGGCAAGUCGGGCAUCCUGGACGCGGACACCCUGCGCGGCCUGGCCCAGGGCACCAAGAGCCUGCGGGAGGUGACCGAGAUGGACUCGGUGCGGCGCUACCUGGAGGGCGAGAGCUGCAUCGCGGGCGUGCUGGUGCCCGCCAGGGACCGGCCCGGGCAGCAGGAGAAGAUGAGCAUCUACCAGGCCAUGUGGAAGGGCGUCCUGCGGCCCGGCACGGCCCUGGUGCUGCUGGAGGCCCAGGCCGCCACCGGCUUCAUCAUCGACCCCGUGCACGACCGCCGGCUCUCGGUGGAGGAGGCCGUGGCCGCGGGCGUGGUGGGCGGCGAGAUCCGAGACAAGCUGCUGUCGGCCGAGCGCGCCGUCACCGGCUACACCGACCCCUACACCGGCGAGCAGAUCUCCCUCUUCCAGGCCAUGAAGAAGGAGCUGAUCGUGCACGACCACGGCAUCCGCCUGCUGGAGGCCCAGAUCGCCACGGGCGGCAUCGUGGACCCCGUGCACAGCCACCGCGUGCCCGUGGACGUGGCCUACCAGCGCGGCUACUUCGACGAGGAGAUGAGCCGCGUGCUGGCGGACCCGGGCGACGACACCAAGGGCUUCUUCGACCCCAACACGCACGAGAACCUCACGUACCUGCAGCUGCUGCGGCGCUGCGUGCGCGACCCCGACACGGGACUGUACAUGCUGCAGCUGGCCGGCCCGCGCUCGGCCCUGCACCAGCUGAGCGAGGAGCUGCGCGCCGCCCUGCGCCAGGCGCGUGUGGCCGUGGGCGCGGGCUCCCUGCGGGGCCAGAGCCUGUCGGUCUGGGAGCUCCUCUUCUACCGAGAGGUGUCCGAGGACCUGCGGCAGGAGCUGCUCCGGGGCUUCCGGGCGGGCACCCUCAGCGUGCAGGACGUGGGGGCCUCCCUGGCCUCGCAGCUGGCCCGGGCCGAGGAGGGGCGCGGCGCGCGCCCGGCACCGGCAGACCCCCGCGAGUCGCUGCGCGCCGCCACCAUGGAGGUGAGGGUGGGCCGGCUGCGCGGGCCGGCGGUGCCCGUGUGGGACGUGCUGGCGUCCGGCUACCUGAGCGGGCCCACGCGAGAGCAGCUGCUGGCCCAGUUCGGGGCGGGGAGCCUGGGCCUGUCCGCGCUGACACGCCGGCUGACCACCAUCAUCGAGGAGGCCGAGGAGGCCGAGGAGCAGGCCCGGGCCCGGGCCUCGGAGGAGACGGCCAGGCACCGCGGGGACCGGCUCCGGCCGGACGAGGCCCCCCGCGGUCCCGAGGCGCACGCCAACGGCGACCCGGAGCCCUCCCGGGCCGACGGCGCUGGUGAUGGUGAUGCCGAUGACGAAGCCGCCGCCGCCGCCGCCCGGCGCCGCCAGGAGCAGGCCCUGCGUGCCGCCACCAUGCACGUGCACGUCGGGCAGUUCCAGGGGCAGGUGGUGGCGCUGUGGGACGUCCUGUGCUCCUCCUACGUGAGCCCGGCGCGCCGCGACGACCUGCUGGCCCAGCACGCGGCCGGAGCCCUGGCCCUGCCCGCCCUGGAGGCCGUCCUCUCGCAGCUCAUCGAGGAGGCGGAGGAGAGGCUGAGCCAGGUGCGCUUCCGCGGCCUGCGGCGCCAGGUGUCCGCCAGCCAGCUGGGCAAGUCGGGCAUCCUGGACGCGGACACCCUGCGCGGCCUGGCCCAGGGCACCAAGAGCCUGCGGGAGGUGACCGAGAUGGACUCGGUGCGGCGCUACCUGGAGGGCGAGAGCUGCAUCGCGGGCGUGCUGGUGCCCGCCAGGGACCGGCCCGGGCAGCAGGAGAAGAUGAGCAUCUACCAGGCCAUGUGGAAGGGCGUCCUGCGGCCCGGCACGGCCCUGGUGCUGCUGGAGGCCCAGGCCGCCACCGGCUUCAUCAUCGACCCCGUGCACGACCGCCGGCUCUCGGUGGAGGAGGCCGUGGCCGCGGGCGUGGUGGGCGGCGAGAUCCGAGACAAGCUGCUGUCGGCCGAGCGCGCCGUCACCGGCUACACCGACCCCUACACCGGCGAGCAGAUCUCCCUCUUCCAGGCCAUGAAGAAGGAGCUGAUCGUGCACGACCACGGCAUCCGCCUGCUGGAGGCCCAGAUCGCCACGGGCGGCAUCGUGGACCCCGUGCACAGCCACCGCGUGCCCGUGGACGUGGCCUACCAGCGCGGCUACUUCGACGAGGAGAUGAGCCGCGUGCUGGCGGACCCGGGCGACGACACCAAGGGCUUCUUCGACCCCAACACGCACGAGAACCUCACGUACCUGCAGCUGCUGCGGCGCUGCGUGCGCGACCCCGACACGGGACUGUACAUGCUGCAGCUGGCCGGCCCGCGCUCGGCCCUGCACCAGCUGAGCGAGGAGCUGCGCGCCGCCCUGCGCCAGGCGCGUGUGGCCGUGGGCGCGGGCUCCCUGCGGGGCCAGAGCCUGUCGGUCUGGGAGCUCCUCUUCUACCGAGAGGUGUCCGAGGACCUGCGGCAGGAGCUGCUCCGGGGCUUCCGGGCGGGCACCCUCAGCGUGCAGGACGUGGGGGCCUCCCUGGCCUCGCAGCUGGCCCGGGCCGAGGAGGGGCGCGGCGCGCGCCCGGCACCGGCAGACCCCCGCGAGUCGCUGCGCGCCGCCACCAUGGAGGUGAGGGUGGGCCGGCUGCGCGGGCCGGCGGUGCCCGUGUGGGACGUGCUGGCGUCCGGCUACCUGAGCGGGCCCACGCGAGAGCAGCUGCUGGCCCAGUUCGGGGCGGGGAGCCUGGGCCUGUCCGCGCUGACACGCCGGCUGACCACCAUCAUCGAGGAGGCCGAGGAGGCCGAGGAGCAGGCCCGGGCCCGGGCCUCGGAGGAGACGGCCAGGCACCGCGGGGACCGGCUCCGGCCGGACGAGGCCCCCCGCGGUCCCGAGGCGCACGCCAACGGCGACCCGGAGCCCUCCCGGGCCGACGGCGCUGGUGAUGGUGAUGCCGAUGACGAAGCCGCCGCCGCCGCCGCCCGGCGCCGCCAGGAGCAGGCCCUGCGUGCCGCCACCAUGCACGUGCACGUCGGGCAGUUCCAGGGGCAGGUGGUGGCGCUGUGGGACGUCCUGUGCUCCUCCUACGUGAGCCCGGCGCGCCGCGACGACCUGCUGGCCCAGCACGCGGCCGGAGCCCUGGCCCUGCCCGCCCUGGAGGCCGUCCUCUCGCAGCUCAUCGAGGAGGCGGAGGAGAGGCUGAGCCAGGUGCGCUUCCGCGGCCUGCGGCGCCAGGUGUCCGCCAGCCAGCUGGGCAAGUCGGGCAUCCUGGACGCGGACACCCUGCGCGGCCUGGCCCAGGGCACCAAGAGCCUGCGGGAGGUGACCGAGAUGGACUCGGUGCGGCGCUACCUGGAGGGCGAGAGCUGCAUCGCGGGCGUGCUGGUGCCCGCCAGGGACCGGCCCGGGCAGCAGGAGAAGAUGAGCAUCUACCAGGCCAUGUGGAAGGGCGUCCUGCGGCCCGGCACGGCCCUGGUGCUGCUGGAGGCCCAGGCCGCCACCGGCUUCAUCAUCGACCCCGUGCACGACCGCCGGCUCUCGGUGGAGGAGGCCGUGGCCGCGGGCGUGGUGGGCGGCGAGAUCCGAGACAAGCUGCUGUCGGCCGAGCGCGCCGUCACCGGCUACACCGACCCCUACACCGGCGAGCAGAUCUCCCUCUUCCAGGCCAUGAAGAAGGAGCUGAUCGUGCACGACCACGGCAUCCGCCUGCUGGAGGCCCAGAUCGCCACGGGCGGCAUCGUGGACCCCGUGCACAGCCACCGCGUGCCCGUGGACGUGGCCUACCAGCGCGGCUACUUCGACGAGGAGAUGAGCCGCGUGCUGGCGGACCCGGGCGACGACACCAAGGGCUUCUUCGACCCCAACACGCACGAGAACCUCACGUACCUGCAGCUGCUGCGGCGCUGCGUGCGCGACCCCGACACUGGCCUCCUCUUUCUGUCUCUCUCCUCACUUACUUAA